AUGAGCAAAAACCAGCAGCAAACUGAAUCAAUUGAAAAUCGUCCAAAGGAUGGCAAAGUCGAAUCCGCAGAAACAAAUAAUGAAAACGAUUCGUUAGAUCGUGCUGAUGGAUCUCGGGAUCAGGCACACGCGCAAGAGUCUAUUGAAAUAUAUGAAGUUAGCUCUGAUCAGCCUCGGGACGCUCAGACUCCCUUUCCAAUGCCUGGUUUUAAGAAAAAGACACGUCAGACUGAAACUAAGGACCUUGCAACCGGUUCCGAUUCGUCUAAAGACAGCGAGGCUCCGUUCCCAUUACCUGGUUACAAGAAAAAGACUAUAGUGGGAGCAACAGUAUCUCCGUCUCCACCUCAACCUCCACCUCCACUAUCAUCUUCACAGAAUCAUCCUGCAGCUCCGCCUCUCAACUAUGAGGAACCGGAUUGGAGCGAUUUACCGAAAGAUUCAUACUCCAUGGAAGUUAUCAAGGGCGGCAUGGUUCUUGAAAACGUUGAUUUGCCAAAGAAGAAAUACAUUACUUUUGGGCGACUUCCAAUAUGUGAUAUCCAAAUGGAACAUCCUGUAAAUACGUUUUACUUGUUGAAAAUUGACUUUACCCGAAUGAAUUCAAAUAUUAAGUAUUUUUAUUGUCAGUCUACCUCUAGAUAUCACGCUAUUAUUCAGUUUAAGAAUACAGGACAGGUUUAUUUGUAUGAUUUGGAUAGUGCCCACGGAACAAAAGUUAACAAGCAGCGAAUUAUUUCUCGUAAUUAUGUGGAAUUACGUGUUGGGGAUCAGAUAAAAUUUGGAGAAAGUACUCGAACUUACGUUGUACAGGGACCCGAGCCCGCACCAGCUGUUCAAGAAUCAGGGAAAAAAGUUGGGACAUCAAUACCACGCGCAUAUCUGCCAAAGUCAGCUAUUGAAAGUACAGGAGUUACAUGGGGUUUUGGUGAGGACGCUGAAGAAGAUGACUCGGAAUCCGCCGAACAGUUGACAGGUACAUGGCAGCGGGAUGAAACCGCAUACUAUUACAAAGACCCCAAAAAGGCUCUCAGAAAUUGGCUUGAGAAUCGCGGGUUUUCGCUCGAAUUUGAAUAUGAAGAGGAGGGUCCAGUACAUCAGCGAAAUUUUACUGCACGAGUCCGAUUACCAGACGUUGAAGAUUCGUAUGGGCAGCUGUAUGGUAUUGGAACCAGCACAAAAAAGAGAGAAGCGGAAAGAAUGGCAGCAGUUGACGCCUGCGAGAAGCUUGACAAAUACGGCAUUUUGCGUUCAGGACGUGAUGCUGAAGCAGCCAAAAAAACUAAAACACGUCAAGAACACAAAGCACGAAAAGCAGUGCAACCGAGGGUCGUAACGUAUGAAUCUCUCACAAAACAACAUGAAGAACUUGCCAUCAGAUUGAACGAAGUUCGACGCAAACUUUCUCGGCUAACUGUUACAGCAUCAAAGUCUGCCGAUACGGCCGGGGAAUUGGAUUUAGAUUCAUAUAUGGCGCAGAUCGAUGAAGACAUAAACGAUGAAUCUAAAGCGAAGCUCGAGGCAGAGCUGGAUGACUUGUUGAAGCAAGAACGACAUUUAUUGCGUCUUAUUGAAGUGGCCAAACCAAUGGAUUUUUUCAAAAACACAUGA
Molecule: messenger RNA, 1611 nt
Organism: Paraglomus occultum
Lineage: Eukaryota; Fungi; Glomeromycota; Glomeromycetes; Paraglomerales; Paraglomeraceae
Source: the annotation of a GenBank genome assembly